UGCAAGUGGGGAAACUAUGCGCACAAAGGAAUACGAGAAAUCGCAUUCAAUAGCAAUUUAUUAGGCAGUGCUAAUGCAUGUGGUUUUAUGUUCGUCCGCUGUGAAUACAAAUAAAAGCAUUUGUUAAAUCAAAAGGCGUUUUAAAUUGCAUUGUAAUUAGGCGAUUCGUGAUUUUAAAAAAGCUGUCGGAAUGGAUCCGUUGUUAUAUUUGGGUGCGUUAGUGGUUUUGUUUUUGGUAUGGAUUAAAGUGAAGGGCUUGGAGUACGUGAUAAUACACCAGAGAUGGAUCUUCGUUUGCCUCUUUCUGCUCCCCUUAUCAGUCAUCUUUGAUGUGUACUAUUACCUGCGCGCGUGGAUCAUCUUCAAGAUGUGCUCAGCGCCCAAGCAGCACGACCAGCGAGUCAGAGAUAUUCAGAGACAGGUGCGAGAAUGGAAAAAAGAGGGAGGGAAGAAACAUAUGUGCACAGGUCGUCCAGGAUGGCUGACUGUUUCUCUCAGGGUGGGAAAAUACAAGAAGACGAACAAGAACAUCAUGAUUAACAUGAUGGACAUUCUGGAGGUGGACACAAAACGGCAGGUGGUGCGUGUGGAACCCUUAGCUAACAUGGGUCAGGUGACCGCUCUGCUCAACUCUAUUGGCUGGACCCUGCCUGUGGUGCCUGAACUCGAUGACCUCACAGUUGGUGGGCUGGUAAUGGGAACAGGCAUUGAGUCUUCAUCUCACAUCUUCGGCCUGUUUCAGCACAUUUGUGUGGCUUUUGAGCUGGUGUUGGCUGAUGGUAGUCUGGUCCGCUGCACUGAGAAAGAAAACUCUGACCUGUUCUAUGCCGUUCCCUGGUCCUGCGGUACUCUGGGGUUCCUGGUUGCGGCAGAGAUCCGGAUAAUCCCAGCUCGAAAAUGGGUGAAGCUUCGCUACGAGCCUGUGCGUGGCCUGGAUGCUAUCUGCAAGAAGUUUGCAGAGGAAUCAGCCAAUAAGGAGAACCAGUUUGUGGAAGGACUGCAGUACUCCCGGGACGAGGCUGUGAUUAUGACAGGCACCAUGACAGAUCAUGCAGAGACUGAGAAGACUAACUGUAUAGGUUACUAUUACAAGCCAUGGUUUUUUCAGCAUGUGGAGGGUUUCCUGAAGCAGAACCGAGUUGCAGUGGAGUACAUUCCUCUCAGGCACUAUUACCACAGACACACCCGCAGCAUCUUCUGGGAAUUACAAGACAUCAUUCCAUUUGGGAAUAACCCGUUGUUCAGGUAUGUGUUUGGCUGGAUGGUUCCUCCUAAGAUCUCCUUGCUGAAGCUCACUCAGGGAGAGACCAUCCGCAAACUGUACGAGCAGCACCAUGUGGUGCAGGACAUGCUGGUCCCCAUGAAACACAUCAAGACCUCCAUCCUACGCUUCCACGAGGACAUACAUGUGUAUCCUCUGUGGCUUUGUCCCUUCAUGCUCCCCAACCAGCCAGGAAUGGUGCAUCCUAAAGGAGAUGAAGAUGAACUGUAUGUUGAUAUCGGAGCGUAUGGGGAGCCCAAAGUCAAACACUUUGAGGCCAGAUCAUCCACACGGCAGCUAGAGAAUUUUGUCAGAGAUGCUCAUGGAUUCCAGAUGCUGUAUGCUGAUGUAUACAUGGAACGACAGGAAUUCUGGGAGAUGUUCGAUGGCACAUUGUAUCAUAAACUGAGAAAGCAACUCAACUGUGAAGAUGCAUUUCCUGAAGUCUAUGACAAAAUCUGCAAGUCCGCAAGACACUGAAUCCAACCAAACCUGAAAGGUGUGACCAGUAGAACAGCUGAAAAAACUGUACAACCCUUUUGUUCAAGUAAAUUAGCAUAUUGGGGCAGAUGCACUUAAAGGACAAAUACUUUUAUUUUACGAAGGAUCACCAGCUAAAUUUUCAACCCCCUUGUCAUAUGUCUAUGUUUAAAGGGGUCAUAUGAUGUUGCUAAAAAGAACAUUAUUU
Molecule: messenger RNA, 1949 nt
Organism: Sinocyclocheilus rhinocerous
Lineage: Eukaryota; Metazoa; Chordata; Actinopteri; Cypriniformes; Cyprinidae
Gene: dhcr24
Product: 24-dehydrocholesterol reductase
Exons: 9
Coding region: 191-1741 (516 amino acids)
Biological process (GO): steroid metabolic process
Cellular component (GO): cytoplasm; membrane
Molecular function (GO): FAD binding; Delta24(24-1) sterol reductase activity
Source: RefSeq, a predicted model, not a curated record